AACGUGUCAGGUUGCGAUUACAAGUAAACAAGCAUGGAUGCUGCAGUUCGACAUCUACGCGACGGUGCAUUACCGGACGCGGCGUCAUGCGCGACUUGCUGUGUCCUAGACCAUCUAGGUGUCCUUGGUGGCGCAAUGAUGCUUAAGCAUGCCCUACAAUCCUUCAUCAGUGCCAUGCGGCAAGGCCGCAGCCAAGCUAUGUGUGUACGGAUUGUGGAUUUGAACGGCUCCUUGGCGGACGUGGCACAGCUGACGGCGGCUCCCGCGCCCGCCGGCAAGCCAGCAGCCGAUGUGGAGGUGGUCGACAUGUACUCGGAUCCCUGGGGAUGGCGUCAGGACAUGGAGCAGAGUAGCGCAGAAACAACGUCUGCAUCCCCCUUAGCUGCAUCUCCCACCACCUCCAGCCCUCAACCCGGCCUGGAAGCUCUCAAAGCAGCGCUGCUAAAGCCUCCGCCGGCGUCACUGCUGUCGCAAACACGACAGAAUACUGCUCCAGAUGCCACCAGCAGCGGCUAUAGGGACGCGGACGGCGAGGACGAUGUCGGGUGUCGCGGCGCUUCGGCUUCCUCCCUUCCAGGGGGUGUUGGGUCGGCUGCCCCGGGCUGUCGGUCGGUGUGUGUGGUGGUGGGCUGCCUGAGCUCGCUAAUGGAGCGGUAUGGGGAGUGGCAGUGCCUAUCGCUGUUGGAGGCGGUUCAGCGCUCCCCGCUGGUGUCCUGCGUGCUGACGUCACUGCACACGGACAUGCACCCCGAGCGGGUUGUGGCCGGGUUGCGGCGGCAGUGCAGCUGCUGGCUGGAGCCGUCGCCGCUGUCGCCGCUGCAGACGGAGGUGGCGCAGCGCGCCCUGGCGGCCGGCAGCAGCGGAGGAGGGGAGGGCGCAUGCGGGGCGCUGGCGGGCCGGUUGGACUGCCGUGUGAAGCGGAGAACAGGUCGCGUCAAGGUGGACUCGGAGCUCUACUCCCUGCUGCUGCCCGUAGGACCCUGGGCACACCCGCAGCCCCCCGCUUGCCGCCCUCCGCCGCCCUGCCGGCUGGCCUUCUCCCCCGCGCCGCCCUUCCUGCUGGACCUGCCGGACCCCAAGGCACUCGUACAGCUGCAGCAGCGCCCGCCGCAUCACACCGCUGCGGCUGCUGCAGCGCCCGCAGCAGCAGCAGCAGCGCCGGCGGCAGCGGCCCCAGCGGGAGGGGCGCAGCAGGCGCCGGUGCCCGCUGUUGGGGCUGUUGGGGCGGCAGGGAGAGCGGCGGGCGGCAGUAACGGGGGUGGUGGAGGUGGAGGUCAGGCGGUUGGGUUGCUGGGCGGAGUGGCGAGCGCCGGGGAGCUGGCGCGUGCGGUGGGGAGCGGCAUGCGGCUGACGCUGACGGAGGAGGAGCGGCGCGCCAAGGAACAGGUGGUGCUGCCCUACCAGCACCAGGGCCGCCAGCGCGGCCCGGCGGCGGAGGCCUACGCGGCGGGCGACCACCGUGCCUACCUACCCCCCGCGGCGGGCGGGGUGGGGCCCGCGGCGGGGGGGCCGGGGCAGCGCGCGCUGGGCCACAUCCUGUACGUGCGCGACUCGGGCAGCGAGGCGGACUCGGACCAGGAGCUGGAUGAGGACCUGGAC
This is a messenger RNA of Astrephomene gubernaculifera, 1599 nucleotides long. The record is from the annotation of a GenBank genome assembly. NCBI's taxonomy places the organism in Eukaryota, Viridiplantae, Chlorophyta, Chlorophyceae, Chlamydomonadales, Astrephomenaceae.